AUGGGGAAUGAAGAUGGGGAAAGGCUGGGGUUACUGCAGGGCAUGUAUUUGUUCAACACAAACCUGGCAAUUACAGGAGGUGCAGCUGUCAACCUCCCAAUCCUCCCCGUGCUCGUAUAUUCGUCCGUCUUGCACACACCAGACCUCCUCAUCUCUGUCUCUGUCAAGAUCAUUGUAGUCAGCGCCGUAGCCGUCGCCGCCGCUGCCGUCGCCGCCGCUGCCGCCGCCGCUGCUGCUGCUGCUGCUGCUGCCGCCACCGCUGCUGCCACUGCCACUGCCGCCACUGCCGCCACUGCUGCUGCCACUUCCACUGCCGCCACUGCCACCGCCAUUGCCGUCACUGCCGCCCCUAUUGCUGCCACCGCCACUGCCGUCACUGCCGCCCCUGUUGCUGCCACUGCCGCCACUGCUGCUGCCACUGCCAGUGCCACCACUGUCACUGCCGCCACUGCUGCUGCCGCUGCCACCACUGCCGCCAAUGCUGCCACCACCACCACCACCUCCAUCACCAAUACCAUUACCACUCCCACUUCCACCACCUCCACUGCCACCACCUCGACCACCACUGGCACCACCACCUCGACCGCCACCACCACCACCUCCACUGCCAUCACCUCGACCACCACUGCCACCACCACCUCGACCGCCACCACCACUGCCACCACCUCCACUGCCACCACCUCCACUGCCAUCACCUUGACCACCACUGCCACCACCACCUCGACCGCCACCACCACUGCCACCACCUCCACUGCCACCACCUCCACUGCCAUCACCUUGACCACCACUGCCACCACCACCUCGACCGCCACCACCACCACCACCUCCACCACCUCCACUGCCACCACCUCGACCACCACUGGCACCACCACCUCGACCGCCACCACCACCACCUCCACUGCCAUCACCUCGACCACCACUGCCACCACCACCUCGACCGCCACCACCACUGCCACCACCUCCACUGCCAUCACCUUGACCACCACUGCCACCACCACCUCGACCGCCACCACCACCACCUCCACCACCUCCACUGCCAUCACCUUGACCACCACUGCCACCACCACCUCGACCGCCACCACCACCACUGCCACCACCUCCACUGCCACCACCUCCACUGCCACCACCUCCUCCAAGAAAAUCGUUUUAAAGAGGGCACUCCGCUCGCUGUCUCGUAAAGGUGAAACUGAUUGA
Messenger RNA from Seriola aureovittata, 1194 nucleotides. RefSeq names its product ice-structuring glycoprotein-like. The record is from RefSeq and is a predicted model, not a curated record. The coding region runs from base 1 to 1194 and encodes 397 amino acids. The transcript is spliced from 3 exons. Lineage: Eukaryota; Metazoa; Chordata; Actinopteri; Carangiformes; Carangidae.